This is a messenger RNA of Solea solea (common sole), 7126 nucleotides long. RefSeq names its product adhesion G protein-coupled receptor L3-like. NCBI's taxonomy places the organism in Eukaryota, Metazoa, Chordata, Actinopteri, Pleuronectiformes, Soleidae. The transcript is spliced from 25 exons. The record is from RefSeq and is a predicted model, not a curated record. Gene Ontology annotation, biological process: adenylate cyclase-activating G protein-coupled receptor signaling pathway; brain development; synapse assembly. Gene Ontology annotation, molecular function: G protein-coupled receptor activity; carbohydrate binding. Gene Ontology annotation, cellular component: membrane; axon; cell-cell junction. Bases 894 to 5543 code for a protein of 1549 amino acids.
GGUGGAGCCCGAGUAUACGGCGAGAGCGGCAGUCCACAUCCGAGUUUUUGCUCUCACCUUUCACUGGCUCUCCAAGCCCUCGGUCUCCAUACAGAAUUACUCCCAGCCAGUGCGCACUGUUGGUCUGUCAUUGUCGCGGAGAGCCGAACAACUUAGGUUCUUCUCUUCCCUCACAUGACCCUCCUUAUUUAAAAUUCCUCAGGAUACUCUUCUUUUUUUUUUGAGUGUGUGCGGUGAAGGCUGCUGACGGGACGUGAUGUAGCCCCCCGCACAGAAGGACGCCUUGUGCCAUUAAAGGGAUGUAAGGGACAGCAGCAGCCGUGGAUAUAACACGAGGAACCUGCCGUUUCAGUCGCGACAAAACCUCGGAUUGUGGACGCACAGCAAAUUGAGCCCGAGCGUGUUUGUUCCCCCCCGACCCACCCCCCAUUUUUAUUACAAGGAUAUUGAACGCAGCGACACGAGACAACAGUUUGGAUCGGUUGUUUUCUCUCCUCGAGCCCUUUCGUCAAGUCUGUUUCUCGCGCACAGUGCGCAAGGACGGUGUCCAGCCGUGUAAGAGACACUCGAGAGAGAAAACGUACUUUGGAUGAAAAGGGACGUGACAUAUAUCCUCCUUUUUCUCCAGUGAUUUCUAAACCCGCGGACAGACCAUGGUUUUAUUUUCUGGCAUGUGAUAGACUGGAUCUGUGAGGAGCAGACUCGAGAUUCACACUCCUUCUCAUAAGAUCUUGGAAGGCACCAGAGCAACAGGACUUGGUUUCGUGUGAAGAGUGGAACAGUGGAGGGAACCGUGUCAUAAAGGAAGCAGCGGAUUCGGGCGUUCGCCACGAAAACACCGAGCACUGAACUCACCUGGGAACUUCAGCAGGGGGCGGUAAGAGGAGGAGGCCAUGUGGACCGCACGCCUGCUUGUUCUUGCCAGCCUCUUUGCACCAGCCGCUCUGGCAUUCAGUCGAGCACCCAUCCCCAUGGCAGUGGUGAGAAGGGAGCUGUCGUGCGAGGGUUACCCCAUCGAACUGCGCUGCCCAGGCACUGACGUCAUCAUGAUCGAGAGCGCCAACUACGGCCGCACGGAUGACAAGAUCUGUGACGCAGACCCCGCACAGAUGGAGAACACAAGGUGUUACCUGCCAGAUGCAUACAAGAUCAUGUCUCAAAGAUGUAAUAACCGAACCCAGUGUGCUGUUGUGGCCGGACCAGAUGUAUUUCCUGAUCCUUGUCCCGGAACCUACAAAUACCUUGAAGUCCAAUAUGAAUGUGUACCUUACAAAGUGGAACAAAAAGGCCCCUCAGUAUUCCUGUGCCCAGGGCUUCUGCGCAGAGUCUACCAGAGCGAGCACCUCUUCGAAUCGGACCACCAAUCUGGAGCCUGGUGCAAAGACCCUCUCCAAGCCUCUGAUAAGAUCUACUACAUGCCAUGGACGCCGUAUCGCACAGAUACACUGACCGAGUACUCCUCCAAAGAAGACUUCAUAGCCGGAAGGCCGACAACAACCUACAAACUCCCACAUCGCGUCGACGGCACUGGCUUUGUGGUCUACGACGGGGCGCUCUUUUUCAACAAGGAGCGCACACGCAACAUUGUCAAGUUUGACCUGCGGACUCGCAUAAAGAGCGGCGAGGCCAUUAUUGCCAACGCCAACUACCACGACACGUCUCCAUACCGCUGGGGAGGGAAAUCGGACAUCGACUUGGCCGUUGAUGAAAAUGGCCUUUGGGUCAUCUAUGCCACUGAGCAGAACAACGGACGGAUCGUCAUCAGCCAGCUUAACCCCUACACACUACGCGUUGAGGGAACCUGGGACACGGCUUACGACAAACGCUCGGCCUCCAACGCCUUCAUGAUCUGUGGAAUCCUGUAUGUAGUGAAGUCGGUGUACGAGGACGAUGACAAUGAAGCAACAGGGAACAAGAUUGACUACAUCUACAACACGGAACUCAGUAAAGACGGCUUUCUUGACAUUCCUUUUCCCAACUCUUACCAGUACAUUGCCGCUGUGGAUUAUAAUCCCAGAGACAACCUGCUGUAUGUUUGGAACAACUACCACGUGGUGAAGUACUCCCUUGACUUUGGCGCAUUGGACAACAGACUCGAAACCUCCUCCUCUGUCAUGGUAUACAUGGACACAACGACCACAACAGCGAGGACCACCACUCGACCUACCACAGUUACCAUGACAACCACUGCGGCCAGGACGACAACCACCAAGAUGCCUGCCACAACAGCUGCAGCGGCUCAGUGGCCGAGGACGACGACGACAGUGGUGGCCCCAGUCCAGACGCUCGUAGAGGGUUUGGUCCCCGAAGACGAAGACAGAGCGCCGCCCUCCUCCAAGCUUCCCAACAUCAGGGUGGAGUACUGCAAUCCACUGGUGAUGAUGGACAUCUCUUGGCCUAAGACCAAGCAGGGCGUAGUGGCCAAGAUGCUCUGUCCACCUGGAAUCAUAGGCGUGGCCUCAUACAUGUGCCUGGGCCCAGAGGGAUACUGGGACCCCCAGGGACCUGACUUCAGCAACUGCACAUCCCCGUGGGUCAACCUCAUCAGCCAGAAGAUAAAAGCCGGGGAGACAGCUGCAGUCAUUGCGAGGGAGUUGGCAGAGCAAACCAAGAGUAAUCUUCAGGCGGGGGACAUCACCUACACAGUGAAGGCCAUGGUUCAGCUGGUGGAUCUCCUGGAUGUGCAGCUGAGGAAUCUCACGCCAGGUGGCAAAGACAGCGCAGCCCGCAGCCUCAACAAGCUGCAGAAAAGAGAGCGCUCCUGCCGGUAUUAUGUUCAGGCCAUGGUGGAGACAGUCAACAAUUUGCUGCAACCACAGGCCCAGGCGGCGUGGAGGGAGCUGAGCACUGGUGAGCAGCUGAGGGCCGCCACCAUGCUGCUGGACACGGUGGAGCAAGGGGCCUUUGUCCUCGCCGACAACCUGCUGAAGACGGACAUUGUGCAAGAGAACACUGACAACAUUCAGCUGGAGGUCGCAAGGAUGAGCACAGAUGGAAAUUUGCCUGAUCUGAAGUUCCCUCAAACUGGAGGACAAGGGAACGCGAUCCACCUCUCUGCAAACACGCUAAAGCAGCACGGACGAAAUGGUGAGAUCCGUAUAGCAUUCGUUCUGUACAAACACAUCGGGAUCUACCUUUCCACGGAAAACGCCAGCAUGAAGUUUGGCAGUGAAGCCCUGGCUACGAAUUACUCCGUCAUUGUCAACUCCCCUGUAAUCACGGCUGCCAUCAACAAGGAUUCGAACAAAGUCUACCUUUCUGACCCGGUCAUUUUUACCAUCAGACAUCUGCAGCAAUCUAAGGAGAGCUUCAACCCAAACUGCUCAUUCUGGAGUUACUCUAAGAGAACAAUGACCGGUUACUGGUCGACGCAGGACUGCCGUUUGCUUGGCACUAACAGGACACACACCACGUGCUCCUGCACCCAUCUCACCAACUUUGCUGUUCUGAUGGCUCAUGUGGAUGUCAAGCACGCAGAUCCUGUUCAUGACAUGCUUCUGGAUGUCAUUACGUGGGUCGGGAUCCUCCUGUCCUUGGUUUGCCUGCUCAUCAGCCUCUUCACCUUCUGCUUCUUCCGUGGCCUCCAGAGUGAUCGUAACACCAUCCAUAAGAACCUGUGCAUCAGCCUGUUCAUUGCUGAGUCCCUGUUCCUCGUGGGCAUCAAUCGGGGUGACCAGCCGAUUGCUUGUGCUGUCUUCGCCGCCCUGCUCCACUUCUUCUUCCUGGCAGCCUUCACAUGGAUGUUCCUGGAGGGCGUGCAGCUCUACAUCAUGCUGGUGGAGGUGUUUGAGAGCGAGCACUCACGCCGCCGCUACUUCUACCUGGUGGGCUAUGGAGUUCCUGCACUGAUUGUGGCUGUUUCUGCCGCUGUGGAUUACCGCAGUUAUGGCACAGACCGAAUUUGCUGGCUUCGCCUGGACACCUACUUCAUUUGGAGUUUCAUAGGACCGGCAACCUUGAUAAUUAUGCUCAAUGUAAUCUUCCUGGGCAUCGCUCUCUACAAGAUGUUCCAUCACACUGCCAUCUUGAAGCCGGACUCCGGUUGCCUGGACAACAUCAAAUCGUGGGUGAUUGGGGCCAUUGCCUUGUUGUGUCUGCUGGGCCUGACCUGGGCCUUUGGCCUGAUGUAUGUCAACGAGAGCACGGUGGUCAUGGCGUACCUGUUCACCAUCUUCAACUCCCUGCAAGGGAUGUUCAUUUUCAUCUUCCACUGUGUCCUGCAGAAAAAGGUGCGUAAGGAGUAUGGAAAAUGCCUGCGGACUCACUGCUGCAGUGUGAAGAGUGUGGACAACUCCAUUGGCUCAGUGAAAGGCACAGCGUCUCGUGCUCCGGGACGUUACUCUACAGGGUCACAGAGCCGCAUCCGUCGAAUGUGGAAUGACACAGUCAGAAAACAGUCCGAGUCUUCCUUUAUGACUGGAGACAUCAACAGCUCUGCAUCACUUAACAGAGGGGCUAUGGCUAACCAUCUUAUACCAAAUGCACUCCUACGUCCUCAUGGCACUAACAAUCCCUAUAAUGCAUUGCUUGGGGAAUCGGCAGUCUAUAACAACCCUCUGGGCAUGUACAACACACAAGAGCCCUACAGAGAGACAAAGGGAAUCCUGAACAAUGCCCGGGAUACAAGUGUCAUGGAUACUCUACCACUGAAUGGUAACCAUGGCAACAGCUACAGCAUUGCCAGCGCCGAGUACAUGAGUGACUGUGUCCAGAUCAUUGACCGGGGCUAUAACCACAAGGAGACCACCCUGGAGAAGAAGAUCCUCAAAGAGCUCACCUCCAAUUACAUUCCCUCGUACCUCAACAAUUCCCACGAGCGCUCAACCGAGCAGAAUCGGAACCUCAUGAAUAAACUGGUCAAUAAUGUUAGCAAUGGUGGCAAGGACAGUGGCUAUGGGAUGGGUUUGGGAUUGGGGAUGGGGAUGGGGAUGAAUGUUGCGCUGAGUCUGGAUGACCACGCGACCUUUGGUCCCCACCAUGACGAAGGCCUGGGCCUGGAGUUAAUCCGCGAGGAGUCGAACGCCCCGCUGUUGCCUCAAAGACCGCCCCCUUCCCUGCAGGCAGUGGACAACCUUCACAGUCACCUCCACCAGUCGGCGCCGCCUCCCCUGUCACUGCCCCACCACCCUUUUGCGUCCGCUACCACUUCCUCCUCUUCUCGGAGGAGGAUCCCGCAGGAGAACAGUGAAAGUUUCUUCCCCUUGCUCACGAACGAGCACACCGAGGACGAGGGCUCGUCACCCACCCACAACCACCAGAGAGACUCCCUGUACACCAGCAUGCCCAUGCUGCCCGGCCUGCCCGACGUGUCCGCAGAAGCUGCUGACAGCUCCAAGGAUGCCAAGAGCCCCGAGGCCAGCUCAGACGACGUCUACUACAAGAGCAUGCCCAACUUGGGCUCACGUAACCAUCUGCAUCAGCUGCACUCCUACUACCAGCUCGGGCGGGGCAGCAGCGAUGGCUUCAUCGUGCCCCCAAACAAAGAGGAUCUAUCUCCAGAAGAGGCCCCCCAGGAGCCCUCCCACCUGGUCACCAGCCUAUAGGCCCAAACACCUUCCCCUAAAAGUGCCCCCCCCCAUUACCGUAGUCCUCCUCUUCCCCCGUGUACUCUUGUUCCAUCAGUCGUCGGCAGUGGUAGCCUUUCUUUUUAUUCAGUGUUCUGUAGACUGCGGAACAGAAAAACAGUUCCCUCACUGUUACUGACCACUACCAGGAUUGUAACUCCUACAUUUGGGGGCAAAUAUGACUAUAUUUGGUUAGAAACUGCAGGAAUCUGUUGGUGUUGUGUUUUCCCCCCUCAAAUCCUGUGUGGUUUGAUGUGUUUAGUCUCCGUGUGAAAAGAGACAAUUGCUCACACAGGAUUUUAAGGCCUCAGAGAUAAAGUACGACAGUGACGAGGAACUGCCCUGAAACAUACAAGUCUAAACUAUAGACUUCACCAGGAUAAAUGGGAAAUUUAAAAAAAGGACUAUUUUAUUAUACUUAUGUAUCUAUAUUGACUUUUUGAAAGAUUUGUUUUUCCUCUUUGGUGAGUUGCAGCACAUUUUGUUUGCUGAAGUGUCCCUUCAUUGAAAAAAGAGAAAAAAACAACAACUUUUGAACCGUUGCCAUGAAGGAAUUAUUGAUCGUAUGCUUUCAAGCAUAGCUGUUUUGUUUUUUUUGUUCACUCUACUGUAAUAACAGUUGUCAAAAGAGGGAGGAAAAAAACUAAUAUGAGAAUUAUGAGAUAUUUCUAUGUAAUUGUACAGAUAACUAGCAUUGCACAUAAUAGUAUGCUUUUCUGUUCUGAGCAAACCCUUUGUCUCUGUAAAUGUAGUGGUUAGGAGCAAUUUUGUUCUGUUGUGCUGGCCUUUCUGGGUUUCUGGUAACAGUCUGUUUUUUCUUUAGUUUUGUUUACCUCUUUUAUCACUUUCCAGACAUUAUCAUCUAAAUAGAAGCAAAAUAAUACGAAAAAGGUAUCCCUCAGAAUGGUUCAUUGUUCAUUCUGCAUCUCUAUUGGCAUUCAGUAACGCUUGUGCUUCUCCGAAAGAGAACAAAUUGAACAUUGAUGAGCACCAGGCACUUGUACAAAAAAGAAAGAUGGCUGUUUUACUUAUUAAAGAAAGAGCUUUUUGAGUGAGAAGAACUGCAAGUGUUUUUCUUUUCCUUCCUUGAGGAGAAAAAUAUAUUUAUUUAUUUGUUACAUUUCAAGCAGUAAAAAAUGGAGAAAGGUGGUAAUGUUUGUGGCACAAAUAGGUUUUUAUUAUCGGCUAUGAUUAUGGCUUAUUAUUUAUUCCUUUUUGUAUUGGUCUCCCAGUUGAAUGACCACAUAACUAAUAUUUGUUGUAACAGUGAAACUUGCCAACAAAUAAAUUACUGAUUAAGAGUUAUCACUUAGUUAUGAGAGAAAUUCUGCUGUUUUGUCCGGGUCUUGGAACGCUUUUGUAUGGAUCACAGUGAAGGACCACGAUGGAGCAAUCAAUUUUUUUUUUCUUUUCUUUUUUUUAUGAUCCCUCAUUAGCCCUUUUGUCCAUUUCGGUGCCAAAUAAAUUUGGCCUAUAGCAGCAGUGGAUGUGCUCUGUAUGCUCUGCUCUGCUUUACAAUAGAAGCAGUGAUUUCAUAAGCUGUAAUAAAUAUUUCAAUAUCA